CCUACCGUAAAACCAGCACCGACGGCACAACUCACGUCACAACUGGUGCCGAAGGAGCCACAGCAAAAAAUGGCAGUUGAAAUGCCAAUGAAAUCCGUCUACAAGAUGAUGGAACACACCAAAUCACUGACGAUGGCGGAGCUAAUUGACACAACUUUGACUGAGCUAAUGCUGCUAACACCAAAGCAGUCCCAACAAGCCGCCGCGCUUUAUAAUGGUAGUCCCCAAGUGCUCGGUUCUGAAUUAAGUAAAGGAACAGGUAAUAAGGUAAAAUAUAAUGGUGUAGACUAUGAUGCUACUAACACGGCGGGCAUUAUUGCUGCUAAAAAGGCUAAAAUUGACAGUGAUAACGCAGCAAGAUUAGACAAUGCCAAAACUACUGCGAUAAAUGCUAUUCAGGCUCUAAUGGAUGAUACUUCAGAUAAUAAAACUAAACUAACUGAUGAAGAAGGUUAUAUUGAGGCGGCUACUACGACUGCUGAGGUAAGCAGUAGAGAAAGUAAAGUUAAAGAAGCAAUUACUGCCCUUAGAGAAGCCAAAAAACUUAUUCCUUUUGACGCAGCAGUGGCUCGAGCUGCUGCUAUCACAGCCUUUGAGGAUAAAGAUAAUAAAACCGAUAUUGAUAGUAAGAAAAAGGAAUUAACUGAUAAAAUUGACGCAGAAAGGGCUAAGGAGCCAAAAAAAGAACCACCAAAGGAAAAAUUAACCGAUGAGAAAGUAGAACAAGUGAUUCAAACUGUCCUCAGCAAUACUUCUGUUAAACCUCAGCCCAAAGUGGUUAAGUCUUGGCAGUCUUACGACAGCGCUGAUUCUCAGUUGAGAACAGCGGAACAAAUUCAAGAAUUCCUGGAAGAAAUUAAAGAUAAGGAAGCGGACUUUGCUAAAAUCUUGGAGGAAAUGCCAGACGAAAAUAAACCAGUGGGUAAUACCCCUGAGGAAAAAGUGGAUAACUUUUUGUCAACCCAAAAGGCUGAAGUAGUAGUAAAAGCCAUUUUCAGUUAUAAAAUAAAAGAUGAUACUUUCCGGAAUGAAACAGAAGCCGAAAUGAAAACCAGAAAGAAUGUUGAAGAACAACAAUUAGACGAGAAAGUUUAUCCCAAGAAAGAUGGUAAAUAUACUAAAGAAGCAAUGGUAAGGUAUCUGUUUGAGAAAAAGACAGGUCAAACUCAUCAAUUUGCGGCCAAGGGUCAGGAUUCAGGAAGCAAUCUAACUACUGAAGGACAUUGA
Messenger RNA from Paraglomus occultum, 1227 nucleotides. The record is from the annotation of a GenBank genome assembly. Lineage: Eukaryota; Fungi; Glomeromycota; Glomeromycetes; Paraglomerales; Paraglomeraceae.